Molecule: messenger RNA, 1339 nt
Organism: Cuscuta europaea
Lineage: Eukaryota; Viridiplantae; Streptophyta; Magnoliopsida; Solanales; Convolvulaceae
Source: the annotation of a GenBank genome assembly
GGACAUAUGAGUUUGAUUUAAAGCAAUUGAAACGAAACCAGAACAAUAUCAAAUAAGAACUUAAGAAGCAAAAGAUACCUCAACUAUGGCAUGAGCUGCUUGCUUUAGGGUUGAUCUUGGUUCAAACCACUGAUCUCCUCCACGUCAAGGAGAGGAGAGACAUCGAUAACCGGAGCAAUUGGAUCGACGCUUACGUGCACAUGCAAUUUAGUUUGAGUUUGAUAAUAUUUUCAAUUUAACUAUAAAUAUAGAAACCAUAGCAUGACCUUAGAAAUUAAUGGUCUCCUUUCUUCUCUGGUCUCACUCCAAAGAAAAAAAUGGUAUCCUCCAAAGUUUCCCCCGGGUUUUCUACCUCCGUACCUGCGCAAUUCCCUCCCUACCAACCCCUCCUCCAUUCGGAACCCCAACAACCCCAGUACGUCAUCGUUUUACCGCGCUCCCCUCCCCGUCGUUCCUUCUUCCACCGGAACUGCUUCUUCUGCUCCGCCGUCAUCAUUCUCCUUGCAGUUUCCGUAUUCCUCCUAUGGCCCUCGAAUCCAGAAGUCUCGGUUUCCCGCCUCCAUCUUCGAGGCUUCAAAGUCCACCUAAUCCCGCCCUCCUUCGACAUAACCCUACAGCUCACUCUGAAGGUCCGCAACAGAGACUUCUACUCCAUCGAUUAUAAGUCUUUGGUCGUAUGGAUCGGCUACAAGGGAAAGAUGCUGGGGAACGUCACUUCGGAUGAUGGGCACCUCAAAGCCAGAGCCUCUUCGUACGUCAACGCCACGCUUGACCUCGAAGGAGUUGAGAUCUUCAGCGAUGUGAUUUCGCUAAUCGAGGACGUUGCCAAAGGCUCGAUUACUUUAGAUACGGUUACUCAAAUUAAUGGCCAACUCGGACUUUUCUCCUUUGAUAUCCCUCUGCAGGGAAACGUGUCAUGUGAGAUUGUUGUAGAUACAAAUAACCAAACAAUUUCCCACCAAAAUUGCUACCCUGAGUAAUAACCUGUUGAGGGCGACUUUGUAUCAUAUCUAAUGAAGGGUCGGUCUGCGAAGCACAAAAUGCUAUAAGGAGUUGACGUAUGGGUGUUUGACACGUCGUACACGUGACAAGCUCUGUGACACAUACCUUUUAAAAGUAACAUUCUUUGCACUUCUUUUGAUUUUGAUAUGAUGUAGAAGGUCUGCCCUUGCCCAGACUCGCAUUCGCAUAGUGUUCGUGGCCUUGUGGGUGCUUCAUGGAAUCCGGGAUGCAAACAUUUGGGUUUUUGUGACUUUAUUGUCCUCACUGUAGCUUGUACAUAAGCUUGUUUAUACCUUUAGCUCUUUGAUACCUCUUUUAUCUCUUUUCCUUUUGUGUG